Molecule: messenger RNA, 3723 nt
Organism: Zygosaccharomyces rouxii
Lineage: Eukaryota; Fungi; Ascomycota; Saccharomycetes; Saccharomycetales; Saccharomycetaceae
Gene: RPM2
Product: ribonuclease P
Exons: 1
Coding region: 1-3723 (1240 amino acids)
Molecular function (GO): protein binding
Source: RefSeq, a predicted model, not a curated record
AUGGCAUUCAAGUCCUUCAAAUAUAAAUUCUAUACAAAGGGCUAUCACAGUGCAUCUCAAAAGCCUGCAACAGCUUUUUUCGACAGCUCGUAUCAAUAUCUACGUCAAAACCAGGGCUUAGUAGCUGUUGAUUCUGCUGUACCACCAUCACAUUUACCGCAUCUGGGUCCACAUCCUGUUAUUGGUGCUAAUGUCAAUUUCAAUAUUGUUGAUGAUGUCUUACAGGAUUAUGAAACUGCAGAUGAGAGAAGAGAGGAACAAUUGAGAGAGCAAUAUGAAAAUAACGGUAACGUUAAUCAACAUUCCCAUCAGCGUGAAUCAAAGGGUAGCAAUACUGAUACUUACAAUGGUAGGAGGCAAAGAUCUGCAUCUAUUUCGAGCCAUCACCAAACCAGAUCUCCUGCAGCUCUACGCAGGAGAAGUAUGGGUGAAAAUACAGCAACACUUUCUCUUCGUACAGGCGCCAAAGAUGCAUUCAUAGAUCAUACGCUUUCACAGAGGUAUUACUCAACGACAAAUACAUCUCGCAAGGAAAGUGACAUUCACUCCCAUUAUAGAAUACCGCCGGAAUCACAGCCUGUGGUACCGGCAGGGAAAGAUGCAAAAGUUGCAGCUGAUAACGUUGCCAAAGAAGAUAAUGUUGUCGAUAAUGGUCGUCCAGCACAAUUGGAUCAACAGUUUUUAUCUAAGCAGCGCGAUUCGAUGAGCCCCUGGGAAGAGGAUAAGGAACCUUGUCUUAAUAAGGAUACAUUUUUAAGAACACAUACCGACCAAAUCAAUAAGUGUUAUGAAAAUGGUGAUUUAAAUUCGAUUAACUCACUUUAUCAAGCUUUAAAGAGAAAUGAUAUUAUUCCACCACUAAAGGUUUACGAACAAAUUUUAGAUUCAGUGGCAAGACGUCAAUUCGAUAACGAUGAUUUGGAUUAUAAAAUCGCAGAACUACUUACCUGUUAUCAAGAUCUUAUUAUGAAUCGGUUGAAACCAUCUGACAGGAUCUAUAAUACGGUCCUAGAGUGUCUUUUCAAAGCUUCUAUUGCCGCAUACGUCACUCAUAACUCUAAUGGCGUGGACUUCUACAAGAUAGCGGCUGAAUUAUUUCACACUAUUGGUGGUGGAUCGCACCUAUUAUCGAAAUCAGUUUUAGAUCACGCCUUGUUGGCGAUGAAUCUUUUUCCGGGUCACAUGUCGCUCGUUCAGGCUCAACGUAUACUCGAUAAAAAUUCAAAUGCAAAGUCAGAUUCGUUCUACUACGUUGCAUUAUUAUCUUAUGCUAAGACAAUGAAUGAUCCCGGAGCAAUUGAAUCAUUAUAUGAAGAGUACAGAUUAGCCUUAAGUUCAGAUCCACUGUUGAAAGAAGGUGAAUUCGAGGUUUAUUCGAUGACAGUCUCUGGACUUGUGGAAACUGGUGAAUUGGAGUUGGCCAUAAAAUUAUUGGAUAGACUAAUGCAGGAUUUAAGAAAUGUGUCAGGUUCUUCAGAAAACGUUUCGCUAUUACUAUCCAAUUUCCUACUAUCGGUAUCCAAAUUAAAUUGUCAUAAAGCUUACAAUCUAUGGGCUCAAUUCCAUAAAUUGAAAUGGGUACCGGAAUUUUCCUAUGAAUUUUAUCUGGUAUUAAUGGCAAACAGUUUUGAAGAUUGGAAACUGACCAAAAAAAUCUACUCAUGUCUCUAUCCAAUGAAAUGCCAGUUUAGAGGUAAUCACAGAAAUAAAUUGUCGGAAUAUUUACUUUAUCCAAUGGGUGUGGAAUCAGUUUUAAGCUCUUUAAUGGAUUAUUCAUUGCAGCUAAAGGAUAGUGAAAUCAUUAUGAAAUUGAUUGAAGAAUCCAUAAUCAAAAAAUUCAGAUUUGAUACUGCAUUGUACCCAUUCAUCUUUGCCUAUCUGAAGGAGAUUCGUUGCCCCGAUGAAUACUUGUUAAGGUUUGUUAAAGCUCAAGGUAAUGUGAUAAAAGACGCGGAAUCAAUCAGUAACGUGGAGAAGUACGACUUCUUAAAUGGUAUUGUUCAACAUUUCCCCUCCCAAGUUAUUCUAAAAAAAGUCACAGAAAUGGAAUUCUUCGUGGACCUUUGUCGUAAUUUAAAUCUAUCCGAUUCUAGAGUGGUGAACUAUGGUGGUCUCAUCGGUUGUAUGACAAGUCUUUGGGGAUCGCCUCAAACUAUCGACAAAUAUGCUUUCAACAUGGAAAUACACGCCAUUUUAAUCACUAAACUUUACGAUUUUGACACUUACUGCAGCGAACUAGACAAUGACUCUUUGGCAGAAUUUAGAGAAAAAACUAUGGAGAGAUUUUCCAAAUUGGCAACCAAUUACAAGAGACUCAAUUUGGAUCCUGCUAAAGUUCCUGGUGUUGUGGUACAAGCCAUAAAGCUAACUAAUGUUGCAGAAGAUGUCAUGGCAUUUUAUAACCAUCCAGGCGAUUGGGAUAAAUCCUACCAUCUUUCAUUGGGUUCAGUUAUUAGAAACUCAGUCAGAACAGGCAUCAAAGAGUAUCAGAAGCUACUGUUGGAGGGCUAUUGUUUUGAUUACGAUACCUACAAAGAACUAAUAUCUGCUAAGUUUGUCGAUAGUCAUAUCAUCAAAUCCAGUUUGGAGUUGUGCCCUGAUAAAGAGGAGCAAAAAUAUUUGACAAAUCUGACAGUAAUUAGAGCUCCUCAUGAUAAGUUACAGGACCUUGUACUAUUAAACCCACAAUUCAGUUCCCAAAUUCUACCUUUCUUGAAAGAUGAAUCUUUAUUGAGAUUAGCCAAAAACGCUGACAUUUACAAGUGGAUUGAAGUUACUGAUUUCCCAAAGGCGUUUAUGAGUAUUGCAGUGCAGGCAGAAUACAAGGCUUCUAUUGAAUACAUCUACAGUCAAUUAUACCAGUUGAAAGAUUACGAAACUAUACUCCAGUUCAACAAGAGCUGCCCGGUUUUAGACAUGGAAAUUCUACUAAAAUCAUGCAUACGAUGUGGUGAAUAUACGCAGUAUAAUCAGUUGUUCGAAAAAUUCAAGGAUCACCUUGGGUCUAGCUCUAUAGACAUCCAAAGUGAAUACUUGAUCAAUAAUGGGCAAGUUGAUGAAGCUGUGCAUUUAAUCAAUUCUGCAAAUGCGAAAACUCCACACAAGACUUUGGAUUUGUACACGUUUGGUCUUUUCCUACAGAGUUUCACUAGGGAAAUUGGAUACUACGAUGCUCCCGAGAACACUUUACAAUUAGCAAAUCUCUUAUCAACUCAAUCAACCUUCAGCGGCAUGCUUGCGCUAUAUGACAUUGUUUCCCAUACGGAACCAUUCAAUGUCGGUGAAAGUGCGAAAUCUGCUGUUAAAGCUGAACUGUUGGAACAAAUGUUGAAUAAUAUUCAAGAUGCCAUUAAUUUUGUUGAUGUUGAAAAUGAAGAUAUUAGGGAUGAGUUCUUAUUGAAAUUACAAAACUUUUUCAGGUUCAAGGUAUUCUUAAAACAACCUUUUGUAACGUUGAAUGACAUGAAGAAGUUAUUGGAUAUCUGGCAAAAUGUCAACCCGUACGCUAUUGAUACACUUUUCAACAAUAUGGUGGAGAGCAUAUAUUUGAACCCAAGCGCUCAGUCACUUUAUCUGGAAAACGAUUUGAUGUUCCAUUACAAUUCGGACAGUUUAUUGGAGCUAACUAAUGAGAUUGAGAAUUUUUAUGCAAAUAAAGAGGAUUCAGAAGCUGUGGACAAAAUUCGCAGAUUUAAAUCGGUAAUGAAUGAAAACAAACUUUGA